This is a messenger RNA of Salvia miltiorrhiza (redroot sage), 2711 nucleotides long. Its product is annotated as phospholipase A1 PLIP2, chloroplastic. The record is from RefSeq and is a predicted model, not a curated record. Gene Ontology annotation, molecular function: glycerophospholipid phospholipase A1 activity. Gene Ontology annotation, biological process: lipid metabolic process. The coding region runs from base 364 to 2499 and encodes 711 amino acids. The transcript has 5 exons. NCBI's taxonomy places the organism in Eukaryota, Viridiplantae, Streptophyta, Magnoliopsida, Lamiales, Lamiaceae.
GGAGUUUUUCUAGUUGCAGCCUGGCAUUAAAAAAUCAUAUAUUUACAGAGGGAGAGAGAGAGAGGGGAGAGAGGGAGGCAAAGAGGAGAGAGAGGUUUUAAGAAGUUUGGUCGUCUGUUUUAUUUUGUAGCUACUGAAUAAAAAAGUAGUUCCAGAGGAAAAGAAAUCACUCUCUCUAACCUGCUGAAAGAGGAAUCAGAAAUUCAAAGAUUGUGGCUGACGUUAUCAUUCUCCGCCUCCCUCUACGUAUCACCUAUACAUAUAUAUACACAUACGCAGACGCAAAUAGUCUUGUAGUAUAAACACAGCAAGAUUUAUUUAGAAGAUCAAACGGGAAGAAAAAGAUUUGCUUUUUUUUCGAUAAUGGAUGCUUUGUGGUUUAAGGCGGGGAUCCACGCCAUGGCGGCGGCGCCGAUCGCCGCCGCCUCCGGAAAUGGGGAGGUCCGCCUGAGCGAUAGGCCGUCCGUCUCGACGGCGCAGCCGAAGAGCUCGCCGUGGGGUUUCACUUUCCGGCACCCCCUCAGAUCUCUGUGGCCCGGCCCCGGCGGCAAAAACCGGUUCGAACCGGCCAUCUCGGUCGACGACGCCGUUUUGGCUGAGGAGAGGGAUGACGUCAGAGAAAGCGAAGAGGAGGGCCGCAAUGGGAAUUGGGUUCUUAAGAUUUUGCAUGUGAGAUCUCUGUGGAAAGAGGAGGAAAAACACGGCGAUCUGGUGGAGGAGUUGGGGGUGAAAUUGGAAGAAGACGGCAAAGAUUGCGGUGGAGAGAGAGAAGGAUGCGAUGUUUGCGAUUGCGACUACGAUGAUGAAGAAAAUAUUCAAUUUGAUAGAGAAUCCUUCUCCAAAUUGCUGCGGAAGGUGCCUCUUGCAGAAGCUAGAUUUUAUUCGCAGAUGUCUUAUUUGGGGAGUUUGGCUUAUUCGAUAUCACAAAUUAAGCCAGGAAAUCUGCUGAGACACCAUGGACUACGGUUCGUGACUUCAUCGUUGGAGAAGAAGGAACAAGCGUUGAGAGUCGAGAAAGAGAAGAUCUCAGCUGAAGAGGCGCAACAAGAACUGAAGACUGCAACUGGAGCUCAGGAUGAUGAAUGCCAUGGAACAGAGAGUGAAGACGUUGGUGAGGCGAAGGCUAAUGGAAUAAGACCGUCUGCUGCCUAUCAAAUUGCAGCUACUGCGGCUUCCUAUCUGCAUUCGCAUACCAGAAGCAUUCUUCGGUUGAAAUCAUCCAAAUCAACGGCGAAUGAUGAGGAUUUGGCUGAAGAAGCCGAGGGACGCAUGAAUGAGGACGUGGCUUCGUUGAUGGCAACCACAGACUCGGUGACUGCAGUUGUUGCUGCAAAGGAGGAAGUAAAGCAGGCCGUUGCAGAUGAUCUGAACUCGAUCAAAUCCUCACCGUGUGAGUGGUUUGUUUGUGAUGAUGAUCAAAACGCCACGAGAUUCUUUGUCAUACAGGGGUCAGAGUCGCUGGCUUCAUGGCAAGCUAAUCUAUUGUUUGAGCCCAUUCAGUUUGAGGGUCUGGACGUCCUCGUUCACAGAGGUAUCUACGAGGCUGCAAAAGGGAUUUACGAGCAAAUGCUGCCUGAAAUCCGGGAGCAUCUCAAAUCUCACGGUGAACGUGCCAAAUUCCGUUUCACAGGGCACUCACUCGGCGGAAGCCUGUCAUUGCUCGUAAAUCUCAUGUUGCUGAUAAGGGGCGAAGCGCCUCGUUCCUCUUUGCUUCCUGUGAUAACUUUCGGGUCGCCAUCAAUCAUGUGUGGUGGGGAUCGCCUGCUGCGCAAUCUGGGGCUGCCUCGACAUCAUGUCAAGUCGAUCACAAUGCACCGGGACAUCGUACCACGUGCUUUCUCGUGCAACUAUCCCAACCAUGUUGCUGAGUUUCUCAAGGCUGUGAAUGGGAACUUCCGCAAUCUUUCGUGCCUCAGCAAACAGAAGUUGUUAUACACUCCAAUGGGGGAUUUCUUGAUUCUCCAACCCGACGACAAAUUCUCGCCCAGCCACGACCUCCUCCCCUCGGGCAGCGGCCUCUAUCUGCUGACCUGUCGAGAAGAAGACGCUGACGAGGCAGAGAAGCAGAUCCAAGCUGCACAGACCGUGUUCUUGAACUCGCCUCACCCUCUCGAGAUCCUGAGCGACCGUGCUGCAUACGGCUCCGGUGGCUCCAUCCAACGAGACCACGACAUGAACUCUUACUACAAAUCCGUUAGGAACGUCAUCCAGCUCGAGCUGAAACGCAUCAGGAAGGCGAGGAGGGAGCGCCGCAGGAAAGCCUGGUGGCCGCUGCUUGCACCCGGUGGGAUCAAUGCCGGCAUCAUCGUUACUAGGCCGGGCAGCGGCAUGGUCGGGCAGGGGCAGCUGAACUUUGCCGGCGUCGUUCAGACUGGGCGGGAGUCGCUGAAACGGUUUAGUCGGUUAGUUGCCUCUCAACACAUGCAUCUGCUUGUGGUGUUCUUGUUUCCUGCAAGAUUAUUGAUAUUGGGAGCCUUUAGUUUGGUCAAAUUUAAUUGAUCAUAAACACUUUUGCAAACUUUGGGUGAUGAUUUUUCACUAGGGUUUGCAAUAAUAGUAGUAGAUGAUUCUUUAUUCAUUUUUCCAAAUGGGAGGCAAGAAUCUUGGUGACCAAAUUGCAAACUUUGGUCAAAUUAUGGAAAUUUACACGAAUAUUGUUCUUAUAUAUAUAUAAAUAAACAUUUAUUUAUAUAUACUUGCAUUUGAUUGAA